AAUCUCGGCGUCUAAAAACACCGAACACACCUUUAUUGCAGUUUCCUCUUAUGCGAAUCUGUAACAACUAUAAAUAGGAUCGAAGAUCAUUAGAAAGUCAGACACAUAAACAUACAAACACAACAUAUACACUAGAACAAACAACAAACAGAGUUAUAAUGUCUUCUGAAUCUGGCCAAGCCUUUAUUUCUGGGAAACCAAGAACUGUGGUCAAGAAGUUUUUAGCCAGAGCUCAAAGGGAAGGAGAUGGUGCUGUUGUUAGAAGAAGCAUAGGAAGGCCUGAGUUGAAGUAUUUGGAUCCCUUUCUCAUGUUGGAUGAAUUUACUGUGUCUCCUCCUGCUGGAUUUCCUGAUCAUCCCCACAGAGGAUUCGAGACUGUAACAUAUAUGCUGCAGGGAGCUUUCACUCAUCGAGAUUUUAAAGGGCAUAUAGGCACAAUUCGAGCAGGGGAUGUCCAGUGGAUGACAGCGGGAAGAGGGAUAGUUCAUUCGGAAAUGCCUGUAGGAGAAGGAAUUCAAACAGGUCUGCAACUAUGGAUCAAUCUUUCAUCCAAGGACAAAAUGGUCGAACCUAAUUAUCAAGAAAUGCUAAGUGAUGACAUCAAAAGGGCAGAAACUGAUGGCGUUGAAGUGAAAAUCAUAGCAGGAGAAUCAAUGGGAGUUGAGUCACCAGUGUACACGCGAACCCCCACAAUGUUCCUUGAUUUCACCCUACAGUCCAAAGCUCAAGUGAACCAGAAAAUUCCCGAGUCCUGGAACUCAUUUGUGUAUGUGAUUGAAGGAGAAGGCGUUUUCGGGUCAUUGGACUCAUCACCUGUAUCUGCUCACCAUGUUUUGGUGUUAAGUCCUGGUGAUGGUUUGAGUGUAUGGAACAAGUCCUCGAAGGCCCUCAGGUUCGCGCUCAUUGGGGGCGAGCCACUGAAUGAACCAGUGGCUCGAUAUGGUCCUUUUGUGAUGAAUACACAUGAAGAAAUUGAUCAGACUAUUGAAGACUAUCAGCAUUGUAAGAAUGGCUUUGAAAUGGCCAAGUAUUGGAAGUCUCAGCAGUGAAAGAACCAAAAAUGAAGUCCAACACCAUCGUUUUAUGUCACCAUCAACCAAAAACUAAUAAGGGCAUAUUGUAGAUCAAAUAUAUCAGGUUUGUAGAAGCUUGAAGGAAUAGCUAUUGUACUCGACAAAAUCAUGAUGCAAAAUUAUUUAAGAGGGGAUUCUUCUAUUCGUUUUAGUAACUUAUAUUUAUAUUAAAUUUUAUUGUUUUGCUUUUUUA
Messenger RNA from Daucus carota subsp. sativus, 1266 nucleotides. RefSeq names its product pirin-like protein. Lineage: Eukaryota; Viridiplantae; Streptophyta; Magnoliopsida; Apiales; Apiaceae. The record is from RefSeq and is a predicted model, not a curated record. The coding region runs from base 159 to 1049 and encodes 296 amino acids. The transcript is spliced from 7 exons.